Messenger RNA from Anthostomella pinea, 2964 nucleotides. The record is from the annotation of a GenBank genome assembly. Lineage: Eukaryota; Fungi; Ascomycota; Sordariomycetes; Xylariales; Xylariaceae.
AUGCAGAGUCCCGCGUCCUCGACCCGUCUACAGGCACGUGCCAGCUCCGCGCCCGUCCUCGAAUUCGUCUGCUUAUUCACGCAUGACCUCCGAAGGAAGCAGAAACGUUGGCAGGAUGGCCGACUCAAAUACCACACGUUCAAUAAGCGCGUGAUGGUCUACGAUGAGCGAGGGAACUCUGUGGGCGACGCGCACUGGCGCGAAGAUUACGACUUUGGUGACGGCGAGGAGUUGGAGCUGGAGCGAGGCAGUGCCAUUGUCCAAGUCGCCGAGUGUACCGGCAGCCGGGACCAAGAUCUGUCUGAGCUCAUCGACAAGAGAGCCCAGGAGAAGGCCCAGCGCCAAUCCGCAGUGGCUGCGCGACGGCCUGCCGUCGAACCCCCGACACCUCAAUCCGCCGCACCUCACGCCCACCUCCGUCAUCGGCCCCUGCAUAACGUUAUUGGUACGCCGACCGGGCAUCAUGGUCGCGCACUUGUGCCGACCGAAUCUCCCUAUGAGGAACGUCAGAAGCAGGCAUCAUCACCUCGGGAUGAAGGGUCCCGCCCUACGAAACGAAGGAAAAGGGAUAUAUCGCCACCAAGCAAGAGUGGCUACGCACGGAGCUUGUUCGGCGCAACUUUGAGUCUGUCUGGAUUCUCCAUGAGUCAAAUGAGUCAAGCUCCGAUACGAUCUCAACCUUACAAAUCAACGCGAGAUCGUGAAGAGAACUCGCCCCCAGCCUCGUCUGACCCAAGCAAUCAAGGUGCUGUCCGAAAUCAAGCACCGAAGGUCAAAGCGGUAACCGGCACCAGUGCACGAACAACGCCCCUCAACGUUAUGUCAGGCAACAUGCCUCUGGGAAAUACCGUCCAACACCGGGCGAAGCCGCCAGUGGAGGUGAUCAAUCUCGACGAGCCCGAGGUGCAGUCUUCUCCGCCGCUGAACAGCGCCCAUUUUGCUUCUCAAAGCUUGCCUCCUAAUGUAAUCACUCGUCGCCCAGACUUGAUCAGUGGGAGAGUGGUGAUGCCUUCGAGUGAUCAACGCCCCCUGACAUCUCUAUCGGUCAACAAGCCAUUGCGCGAAUCUAAAGCUAUCGAUGUAGCUUCAAGCAAGAGUGGCUCCAAGCGCCAGAUGCUGGAUGAAGGGGUCUCCACAAAAGUAUCGAGGAGGAAGAGAGAUGAACAACCACAGCCAGAUAAGCACGAGGCGACGGACCAACGCCGAAACCGCUCGGAAAAGCCUAGGCGAUCGGAUACACAAAAUACGGCGGAUGCUACCGAAGAACCGAAAGACUUGCCGUCUAAGGAGCCACCAACGGAGGAGCCAAGGACGGAAUUGCGCAUCAAGCCAAGGAAGAAGCGCGGACUCUUGAUGCUCUCUGAGCAGGGAGCAUUCGGUGCCUCUUCAAGGGUAUCCAAGACAUCCAUGAGCAAGCUCGGUCAACGGAGUUCGUCUACAUCAUUUGAAGAGUCGAGGCCCGAUUCUUCAGUAGAGAGGAGGUCUAUGACGAAACCUUCUAUGACGGCUGUCGUCAGCAAUACUAAAGAAACCGAGCAAAUGAGGCUCGACAUAAGCCGGGCUGAUAGCGGUAGUGCAAAUCUUACAGACAGUUGGCCUCUUGAUAUUCCGGAAAUCGACAAAUUCCUAGGCGUGACGCACGCCAAUCACAAGGCUUCAAAAUGUGACGACCAAUCCAAGACCACUUUAGCAAGGGAAAAGACACGAGCUGAAGGUGAUGCAAUGGCAGAUGUUCGCCUCCAGAACGCUGGAAGCGCUGGAAGCGCUGGAAGACUGUUGGCCAACAAGUCCGAUGCUCUGUCUCGCCUAGACCGGGACCACCGUACUCCUGAGCCAUCAUCGGACGAUCCGUUCGAAGAGAUGGCACCGCGAAAACAGAUUGAAAGAACGGUACAGGAGCAAAUAGUCAACAAAGGCUGUGACAAACAAGGCAAUAUCCAGGGGAAAACACAGAAGUCUCCUAAGAGGAGAAAGCAGCCGUCGCGAAAGAAGCAGGCCCCAAAAGGGGGCGUGUCUACCACAGCACCAAACAAGAUUGGAGACAAACCAGGGUCAUCUGUCUCGGGAGAAUACGUCUUGCCAGAUGGAGUGCCUGCUCCUCGUCUAGCUCAAGUGGGUAGCAAAAGCGUACGGAGUAAAGAGGUCAUCGGAUUUGUCUUUGAUGAAGAUAUGGACCCUCCAAACUUUCAGCAACAAGCUGUUAGCAGCAGGCAACCCCCAAGCCUUCAGCAACAAGCUGGUAGUAGCAAGCAAGAACCAGCUGGUGUCACUCACACGGGCCGAAACACCUCGGGAAAGACAACUUCGCCGAUCUUGUCUGGUGCAGAUGACGCCAUGGCAACUGAUACAAUGGACGUGAGAAACGUUGCCCCCAAAAUCCUUGCCCCUCCGCCGCUGGCAGAGUCUGCAGAUGCAGCGAAGAAAUCCAACCAGAUUUGUGGUUCUCUCGAUACCCAGGGCGCGCCUGCAUCUGAGAGCAAGAUAACGCCAGCUCCUCCUGUAAGGAAGAGCAGCACAAUUACGGCCAAAGCACCAGCAGUCUCGAGGACUGCAGAGCCAUCAACGUCUGUGGCGAAACACCAGCAGCCGCAAGCGCCCCUGUCAAGAAAUGACAGCACAGGGUCGGAUAUACCGAACGCGUUGAAUGCACAAGUAGAUGUGCAGGCUGUAGAAGCGAGGCCGAAAGCAGUCAAACAGCAGCCACAGCCAGCUCCCAAAGUUGUCAAUCCCGCGAGUCGAGGCAAGAAGGCUGCCAAACCUUCCGACGCUGCUGGGCAAGUGCCUGUAUGUCCGCUUCCAUCGGAACCAGUAACCAACCCCGGGCUGGCUCAGAUGACGAGGAAAACGUCGAGGCAGGGAGAUCCGGGCAAGGGGGCAACGGCCCCAAUGCCUGGGUUCGCCAGAGCCAAUGGAGGGCCAUGGAGUAGGGAAGCCCACGACCUCUUCGAGUUUACGCGGCCAUGA